Molecule: messenger RNA, 3965 nt
Organism: Aspergillus steynii IBT 23096
Lineage: Eukaryota; Fungi; Ascomycota; Eurotiomycetes; Eurotiales; Aspergillaceae
Exons: 3
Coding region: 1-3858 (1285 amino acids)
Molecular function (GO): protein binding
Source: RefSeq, a predicted model, not a curated record
AUGCCCCUUCGCCAGGUUCGACUGUCCCUAAGGUCGAGGCCUGACUCCAUCCGGACGACUGUUGUAUUCCCCAAUCUGGACUCCCCGGAUGACGACGUAGGUAGUCCUUCCGAAACCAGUCGCGAUGUCUGGGAUGAGGCCUACAUCCAGCUGAGGACCGAGCCUGCCACCGCUGCCGUCAUCGCCGACUAUGAACAUGUAUUGGGGGCAGCUCUUCGUCCCAUCAGCCCGGAACAUGCCCAUGGCCUGGACAGAAACCCUUCAGGCUGGAUAUCACGCUUGGAUGAGGUCUCUCGGCGUGCGUUAAUCGAGGCCCUCGUGACCCGUGGCUGUGAGGCCUUUGAACGAUACUCGUACGGGCGCAAGAUGUUGUCCUUUGUCGCACUGUCUAUCGACAAGAUGAAGUCCACCAUUGAAACCAUGGUGGAGACCUGUCCCGCCUCGUCGACCGCAUGGCUGGCAGCUUGUUUGCUCGUUGCACCGACUAUCAUCAGCAACGUCCAGAAGGCCGAUUUGCAACCGGGCAUCAACUACGUGAUAUCCAGGAUGCCCUGGUACACGGAACUAACCAAGGUCCCGACAGUGGGUUCGUGGAAGACGCCAGCGCUGCAAGCAGCAGUGACCGCCAAGGUCGUCGAGCUGUACAAACUGGUCAUCCGCUAUCUCCUCGCCAGUGCUCGCUUCUACGACCACUCCACCUAUCGGUUUGAACCAAAUUUGGCCAAAUGGGGCAACUGGGAGGCCAUGCUCGCCGAAAUCCAGGCGGCCGAAACAGAGCUGCUGUGGUGUAUACACACGCAUAGCGGCAGGUCGCUGAAACGUGCGCUCAUUGAAGGUGCCCGACAGGGCGAGCAUAUUAAGAACAUCACCAGCGUCUUUUCGGUCGCCCAGCGGAGAGCCAACCUGAUGGAUAGGAUCAUGCCGGAUGCCCGACUGUCCCACUCCGAUACGUACCACGAUUACGUGAACCAGAUUGCCAACCCCCAUAUCAACACCGGGCAUGGAGUGCUAAGCCACCCGACCUUUACCACCUGGAGCAACGCCGACAGUGGACUCCUCGUCCUUACCGGGGAGCCAGGAACGGGCAAGUCGGUCCUCGCGAAGUAUCUCUUGACGGAGCUGCCCGACACCCUACAGCAGUGUUCCCAUUUGGACGAUGUGGAAGAAAAGGCAGAACAGGCUACGCGGCACAGCGUGCGACCCGACUCGGACCUGUUCUGGGAACUGGUUGGGAUUGCCAGUCGGGGGACUCCCCACGGGCGGGUGACCGUAGUCUUGGAUGCUUUGGAUGAGUGCAAGAACGCCCAUCUGGAGACUGCCCUGGAACGACUCAACCGGUUCCAGUCCAGGUUCCCUGACUCUAACGUGAAGUUCCUUCUCACGACCCGUCCCGUUCCCGGCCUCCUCGAGCGACUAACGAACGGCACCAUUCUCAACCUUGGUGAGGACGCCGAGUGUCGUGAAUCUAUCAUCGGCGAUAUCGCCCGGGUGGCGCAGGAUCGGGUGGAAUGCUUCGCCCGUGAGAGAUGUGUCCGCGAUGAGGGCACAAAAUCGAAAUUACUCCGGCACCUGAAAGUCCACGACAGCGCGAGCUACUUGUUUGCCGACCUGCUAUUCGCCUAUCUCUAUUCUCUUCCUGUCCGACCGGGGACAAAUUACUGGUCACGCACAGUCGAUCACCUGCCAAAGAGCGUGAUCGAGAUCUACCGGGCGCUGCUGGACCAGAUCCCCGAGAGCAACCGCGACGACGUGCGAAUCAUGCUAGAACUAGUACUCGCCACGACCAAACCACUCACCGUCCGGGAGAUGGCCAUUGCACUCGCUCUUCACAUCGAUGACUGCACGAACUGUGAUCGGGAAGACGAUCUGGGCUUGCCUGCCGAGGACUUUGAAAGCUGGCUUCGCGACACCUGCGGACCGUUCUUCGACGUUUACAACAAUCGCAUCUACUUUGCCCAUCAGACAGUCAGGGAUUACCUCCUUGUGGAAGAACCGACACAAAGGCCCGCCUGGUUGGAGCAGUUGUCGAUUGAGUCCUGUCACAAGACGAUGGCCCACAGCUGUUUCGCCUAUCAAUCGCUCCCGUUCAUUAGAAAGAAUAGGUUCAUGUCGAUCGAGGCGUACGUCCAAGCGCCGUUUUACACAAGGAGACAGUACCACAAGUGGUGCCGAGAGUCGUUUGUAUUUGCAGAGCAUGCGUUUGCCAAGUGGGUGGUUCACGUCAAGAAUUCCCACCGCUCAUCCGACAAGGCAAAGGGACGCGUGAUGGAACAAGCUGAAGGGCAGACGAAGGGAAACGGGGUUCUGAGCCAGGCAGAGGCAGGGUCGGACACGACGGACGAACACGACGCCCAUUCCGAGCAGUCGUCACAAGAGCACGAAGAUCCGCUUAACGAAACAACCGGAGAAAAGAAGGAAGAUAAGGCUGAAAAGGAGAUUGAAGUGGACGCUGCGCACGACAUCAAGGAGACAGGAGAGAAUGCAGAGGCUCAAGCAGAGGAGCCUAUAGUCGAACAGCCUGAUCAGCAGACGGAGGAAUCCGAUGAUCUGCGUCAGACAGGGGCAGGGUCUGAUAAGAUGGACGAGGAGGCCAGGCAAGAUGCUGAACAGCCAUUGGAAGAGCACGAAGAGUCACUCGAAGGAACGACCGAAGAGAAUACAGAAGAUAACACAGAAAAAGAGGCUAAAGUGGAUGCCGCACAAGGCUUCAAGGAGACUGGGGAGAAUGCAGAGGGUCGUCCAGAGGGACAUGUAAUGGAGCAAGCUGGCGACCAGAAAGACGAGGCACCGGGACAGACAAAAGGCCGGUCAGCCCAGGUGUCCGACGGACGAGAUGAAAGAAUUCUGAUCGAUCAGAUCAAAGAGCUAUUCCCAGAGUUCCGGUUCAAGCUAGCCCUCCCCCUGUUUUGCUGCUCUGGAACGCCGUCUUCUGUCGACGUCCAGACUUUUGUCGAAAUGCUCCCCGCGAAAAGCCCGGCGCGCGAUGACCUUCUCACCGCGGUUAGUCAAAGCCUAAUGGCCCGAUACUGUCAACUGGGCGAUAGAGCCGACCUCAACUAUUGCGCUGAUCUGACAGAGCAGGUUCUCAAGAGAACACGCCGCGGCCACCCGCAAUUGACCCAGAGACUGGCUACGUUCGAUCAGGGUUUGAACAUGCGGUUCUGGGAUGCGGUGCAUCAUGACGUUCCUAUUACUGGAAAUGAAAUGCGUGAGGCCGACCAAGCUGUCGCCGUCACGCCUACCGGUCAUCCCGGCCGCCCGGCUGCCUUGCAUGAACGUGCGAUUGUCCUUGAAAGACAGUACCAGCGCACCAAGGAUGCCCAGGCCAUCAGCCAGGCUAUUGAGGACAUCUUCAGCGUUGUGCAACUGGUCUCCCCGUCAUCGGCCAAACCGCGGUAUUUGGACUAUCUGGCGAACUUGCUGGGACAGCGAUUUCUGGACGGAGGCAACCCUGCGGAUCUCAAUUUGGCUGUCCGGGCCGCUGUCGAAGCGGUUGUCACUACACAGUCAAUCAAUCCCGGCGAUACCAAAGUUGUGGCGAUGCACCGCAGCACCCUCGCGUUUUGGUUAGGGGCCCGGUACAGGAUGACGCGGCAGCCGAGCGAUAUCGACAAAGCGCUCGAGGUGAUCCGGAUCGCAUUGGACAUCACGUCCGCUGAUGAUCCCAGCCUCCCGAUCUAUCUUUGCAGUCACGCGCGACGUCUCUACGAACGCUACGAACAGACCGGCGCAGAAGAAGAUCUUCGCGAGGCUAUUGCGGCCUCGCGUCGCUCCGUACAGCUAAUGUCCACCAAACAUCCCCUUUAUCCAUUCCACCAUCUGUUUCAUCAAGUACUGAGCACGGAAGAGUGCAAUUAGACCGAGCGUUGCGUUGGUGUUUGGUCUGUUGGUAUUUUUGUGUCUUGGUACUUCUCUUUAUAUGUACACUACCCUAUACUAUUACUUUGUAUGUAAUGUAAUAACCC